AUGAGUCAACAGGUAGAAGCUGGUCCAUCAAAUGAAGGGAAGAAGAGACCAAAGCAGCCUCAGCUGAGUUGUGCAGAAUGCAGACGACUCAAACUCAAGUGUAAUAGAGAAGUACCUUGCUCGAAUUGCUUCAGGAGAAAGUGCUCGGAGCUGUGUCCUGAUGGUGUAAAGGAAACCCGUCGCCAGACAUUCGAUGUUAAAGCUGCUGAACAGCUACAAAAAAGGCUUUCCACUCUUGAAUCGCUUUUGGCUGAUAACGGAGUAGAAGUUCCCUCACCUGAGACCGACAUUCAUUCCCCUGCGAUAUCACAGACCCAUAACAAAAGACGAAGGGAAUCAUCAUUCAGUGUCGAUCGGUCACAUCCUUUACCUGAUCUGUCCCGUGUAGGACCAUCUUCGCCUCCCUAUAGAUCACCUAUUGAAGGUAGAAGAACUCCUAUAUCAUCGGCGAGGGAAUACGCUCUCCCAACAAACAGACAGUCAGAACCAGGCCCGUCGUCAAGACACGCACCGAUGUUUUGGGGAAGAGAGACGUCUGACUAUAGGCUCCCGGCAUCGUCUAGUCCGCAACAAUCGAUGCAUAUGCAUUCGGGUGUUACGGAUCCCUUAGAUGGCGGCAUCACUCUGCCUCGUUCACCAGUCGGACAUAGUCAUGGAACUCUGGUAUUGGGUCAAGAAGGGAGAUCGAGGUAUUUAGGUCCCACAGCAGGUACAGAAUGGUUAAAAAAUCAAGAGUUGGGAGAUGCACAUUCACCUGAAAUACCAGCUAGUCAAUCUCCCGAAUAUCAGCCUCAUCGAGAGGAUUUACUAGACAAGGAGAAAAGGAAUGCAACAGAGCAUCUACUAGCCUUUCCCUUUCCACUACCGACUGGACCGUCUACCAUGGAGAGCUUAUUGUCGCAUUUACCGCCAAAGGAAGAUGCAGAAGUCUUGAUGGACAGUUACUAUCGUUAUUUCGCUUGGAAUCACGAUACCGCCCCUCGUUCUUUCUUUCAACCCGUAUUCGAUCGCAUAUUUCAAUGCGUAUCGACUAAAUCAUUCCGUUCAGUCCAUCCUCAACAGCUCGCUCUCCUUUACGCAAUCCUUGCAAUGGGUACUUUGCAGAAUCUUGAAUUACCACCCAAUGAUCCUACCGCAGAUGAAUAUCUGGCUUUGGCGAAAGGGAGCUUGACCAAAGGUGACUUCUUGAAUAACAAUACUAUUGCCGGUGUACAAACCUUGAUCAUCAUGGCUCAUUACUUACUUGAAACUGAGAAGGGAAGGAAUGGAGAUUCAGCUUGGCCGUUAUGGGGUUUAGCAAUGCGAAUUAUCGUUGCUAUGGGGCUUCAUAGAGAUGGUGCGAGAUGGAAUCUUCCGGCAGAUGUCGUAGAGGAAAGAAGACAAGUCUUCUGGGCGGCAUAUGCUAUCGAAAUUCUCCAAGCAAAUUGCUUCUCCCGGCCAACAUCUCUCGCACCCCAAUAUAUCGACACAGCAUUUCCUGUUGGACCGGACGAUCAUCCACAAGGAUCGAAAUCGUAUCAGACGUUGAGGUUUGAGCUGAUCCAACUAUCUGCAAAAAUCCUUGACACCGGCAUGUCAGUUCAUUUUGAAUCGUAUGACACGAUAUUAUCCUUGUACACUCAAUUAUGCUCAUUCGAACGGUCGAUUCCAUAUGAGCUACGCUGCAAAACCGCACUCUUAUCCACACCAUCCGAAUAUCCAGAUACUGAAAUUGCUAAACAAUUAGCACCGGAAGUGACCAGAAGAAGUAUCAAAAAAACAUUUCAACAAUUUACAUUAGCACUGAACAUCUCAGAACAUGUCCUGUUCAUGCAUAGACCAUACUUCGUCAUGGCUAUGCACGAUCAACCUAUUGAUCCGACCAGAAGUGUUUAUGGUAGAUCAUACCUUGCUGUGGUGGAACGGUGCAGUGUUAUGAUACAAGUUGUAGCUACGUUAUACUAUGUACAUCCAGCUGUAUCAUCAAGACAAUGGUUUUUAUGGUAUCAUAUUUUUACGGCAGCUGUGUGUCUAGGUACUAUGGUACUUCGGAAUCCAACAUCUGUACUCGCACAAUUCGCUUUGACGUCCAUCGAUCAGUCUAUAUCAGUAUAUUCAUCUUUGAUCAAACAGAACAACAGUCCUUCGAUGGUACAGAAUCAUGAUUGGUUAAUCAGAUUACGAUCCAGAGCAUUUACAAAAAUAAUUUCAUCAAAUCAAAAACAAAACCAAGAAUGGGAAACUGGAAGUGGAAGAAGUCAGCUUGGAUCAUUAAAUAAUGAUACCGGCGUGGAAGAAGAUAUGGAUAUAGUAGGAUGGAGAACUAGAUUGAUUGAAUCUGCUUCGAAUGGUUCUCAAAUAGCUAUAAACAUUCCAUCAUCUUCUGGUGCAGCAGGACCAACUUCUUCCAGCAAUAUCAACAAACAGCUCAAUCCGACUAAUGCAUUAUUUACACCUCCACCAACAUCGACUCAACCGAAUGUAGGAGUGGUUCCUGCAGUUCAGCAAGUACUGCAACAACACCUAGUCGGGACCGAAGGAGUCACAAAUCGGUCCCAUGGGACGGCCAGUGCAAGUGGAGGCGGAAAUGGAAAUAACGGAAUGGACGCAUCAACCGAUCUCAUGUUACAUCAAUUUUGGGAUCCUAUGAUGAUGCCGGAUGCGGGUAAUCUGGCUUCCGCAAAUUGGUGGAGUUGGGACAUGGGUCUGAACAAUGAACAAGCUUCCACAACGCAUACUAUCUAA
Messenger RNA from Kwoniella shivajii, 2724 nucleotides. RefSeq lists its product as uncharacterized. Gene Ontology annotation, biological process: DNA-templated transcription; regulation of DNA-templated transcription. Bases 1 to 2724 code for a protein of 907 amino acids. Gene Ontology annotation, molecular function: zinc ion binding; DNA-binding transcription factor activity, RNA polymerase II-specific; DNA binding. The transcript has 13 exons. NCBI's taxonomy places the organism in Eukaryota, Fungi, Basidiomycota, Tremellomycetes, Tremellales, Cryptococcaceae. The record is from RefSeq and is a predicted model, not a curated record.